Molecule: messenger RNA, 2326 nt
Organism: Sebastes umbrosus (honeycomb rockfish)
Lineage: Eukaryota; Metazoa; Chordata; Actinopteri; Perciformes; Sebastidae
Product: C-type lectin domain family 12 member B-like
Exons: 7
Coding region: 103-975 (290 amino acids)
Source: RefSeq, a predicted model, not a curated record
UCGUUUGUUCUCCAUGCAAUAGUGCUGAGAAACUUUGGUCGGUCACACACAGACACUCAUUCUCUGCACUGAAGCAAGUACGGCCAUCUGUGACUCUUAAGGAUGGAGGAAGAAAUCAAUUAUUCUACGGUGGUUUUCAAAGAUAAAGCUCCAGAAGAGAAAAAAGAGGACUCUACAAUUUACGCUGAAGUCAAACCUAAAGGAGCUGCUACUACUGUACCGAAUGGUGAAGCAGCUGGAUGCUCUCGCUUUCGUGUGUUGGCGUGCGUUGGUGUGGGGAUACUCUGUGUCCUCCUGGUGGCGAGCAUCGGUUCCAUCAUCUACUUGGACAUGGAAUUGAACGAACAGCGAGCAAACCACGACGACAUCACAGCAGAAAAAGACAAGCUGAUCAUGGAGAAGAGCCUCUUAGAGCGAGAGAUGACGAAUUUGAGCAUAGUCGCAGAGAAUUUGAGCAUAGUCGCAGAGAAUUUGAGCAUAGUCGCAGAGAAUCUCAACAGGACGCUGGAAAUCAUCCUGACAUUUGACACCUUUCCAGUAAAUGAAUACUGCCCAGAAAAAAAGUGUCAGCCGUGUCCGAAAUCCUGGAUUCUGUUCAAGGAAAAGUGCUACCUGUUUUACGAAGAAAAUGCUCCUUGGAAGACACGGGAAGAGAGCCGAGGGUUUUGCCAGAAGAAAAAAGCAGAUCUGGUUGUCGUUGACAAUCUGCAAGAACAGGAAUUCAUCAGUAGUCACACAAAGUACUACCACGACAGCUUUCAUGGAUAUUGGAUUGGGUUAAAGAAAACCAAAGACAACUACUGGGUCUGGGUUGAUGGACGUAAGGACACUCUAGGGUACUGGAUCAAUAACGGCGCUGGCCCAUAUGCACUGUUCAUCCCUGGGAGGAAUCUCACAGCCAGCUGGGGUCCAGCGAAUCGUCUAUUUGAAAACAAAUUCAUCUGUGAGAAUGACCCUAUCAUAUGGUCUACUUAGUAAGCGCUAUCUUUGUUACUCUUCAUGUUGCGUGCAAAACUGUAUCAUCAUAUUAAUAAUGUUCCUGAAAUAGCCUGAAGAUGAUUUAGUACGCAAGUGUUCAUCAUUUUGUCUACCUGUACAAUAAGCAUUAUUUAAAAUGUAUUUUAUUAGCUGCUUUUUAGUGUCAGAUGUCUUUUUGAACAGAUAACUAGUGUAAACCAAAGAAACGAUGACAAAACAGACAACAUCUUCUACAGUAUUAAGUCUCACAAGAGCAGCAUUAACCUGUAAAUGCUAUUGAUUUCCACUGGAGAUCAGGAUUCACCUCAAUAUAUACAAAGAGCUCAGCCCACCCAGCACUCAUUUGUCACGGAUGAUUUAAUCAUCUAUCAGUGUAAUCAUCCCUGAAUUAUUGCAACAAAUAUCAGUGACCUUAACUGGGAAGAUGCUCUGUAUUAUAUCCAAAUAUUAAUAUUAAUAUAUAAGUCAAUGGAACAUGUGAAGUGUUUCUUACGAUGAUCCAAAAUUCGACAUCCUUUAAGCAAGCGGACUUAUGCAACGUCUACGUCAAACAUUACAGCUGCAAACUGAUGCAACAAAGAUUGGUUCCUGUGGCCGGCUUGCUGCAUGUUGUGUACUCAAUUUUUGGUGUUACAUAACGACCAGUGUGUACAAAUAUGUUGUGUAAAAAAAGUUCCUUUUUUUCCACCUUUCUUUGUUAUUACUAUUAUUUUUCAUUCACUUGUCAUCAUUACUAUUUUUUUUAACCUUUAUUACAAUUACUUCACCUUUGCUUAUUCUUAUCAUUUUUGUACUUGUGUGUAAUUGUGCUGUAUAAAUACAAAAUAUUAUUUUCAUUACUUUUUUCUGAAGCUAUAGGCAGUAAAGGGAGGUAUUUAUUCUGUUUCAUGAAGAUGGUGGUAUUGUAUGAAAUUGAAUCAGGCAUCAGUGGGGGAAGAAGUACUCAGAUCUUUUAAAAAUAGCAAUACUACAGUGUAGAAAUACUCUGUUACAAGUAAAGUAGUGAGUCAAUUUUAUUUAAUUAAAAGUAAAAAAGCAUUACCAUCAAAAUAUACUUAAAGUACUAACAGUAAAUGUACUCAAUACAGAACGGCCCAUUUCAGAAGAAUGUAUAUUAUAUUAUUUCAUAUAAUUAUUGAUGCAUUAAUGUGUCAAUACAAAAUAAAUAACGUCAUAUUUUAACCGUUUCCACUCCACUCCUCUUUAUCAUAGACCCAUUUUCAUUGCAAAUUUCCCCACUGUGGGACUAAUAAAGGAACAUUUUAUCAUAUUUUUGUCUUACAAGGGGGUCUUUAGGGGGAGAUAGCAGGUCAACAGUAGAGAAGUGGUGUACAUCAUCUGAAAGCUG